Molecule: messenger RNA, 816 nt
Organism: Plasmodium knowlesi strain H
Lineage: Eukaryota; Apicomplexa; Aconoidasida; Haemosporida; Plasmodiidae
Exons: 2
Coding region: 1-816 (271 amino acids)
Source: RefSeq, a predicted model, not a curated record
AUGUGUGAUGAAACGUUUUUCCAGAUUAAGGACCUCAAGCCGCAAAUGAGCAACCUAUGCAUACAGUGCCUUAUCGUGAAGUUUAUAGAUGACCCCCCAGACCACAUAAAUAACAUAGUAAAGUACCAUUACCUUGUGGCAGACAUAAGUGGGUCGGUCAUAUUGUGCAUCCCCCGCACUCUCAUAGAAGAGGAACUCACCAAAAAGAAUGUUAACCUAUUCAAUGAUGACCUAGACGAUGCGGUGGAGUGGAACAGCUCUACCCCACUCAAUCUGAGCGACCAUGUGGGUAGCGGCACAGCUAGUGAGCAUACAAGGUUUUCCCAUGAUGUGGGGAAGAAGCCUUCCAGUGGGACAAACACAGCGAACGCGUCGAAUUUGACAGGUUCCUCCAACUUGGCCCAAAUGAACAACUCCAAAAGUUGCAAGUACUUUUUUCGAGUGGGAGAUAUUCUGAUAAUUCAAGGGGGCGUGACUACAUGGUCCAUGGGAAAAAUGGUUAUCAUGCCCAGCACGAGAACCAAAAAGGGAGGUCCCAAUGAAGUCAGAGGGUCCAUUCAGAGAAUAGGCUUCUUCAACAUGAACGUGAAUCUCGAACCGAAUGUCAGCAAUUUGAUAACUUCGACCACAGAGAAGAAGUACCAGCCUGGGGGGGAGGGUGUCGGUCAGGCAGUUCGGAGUAUUCCCCCAGGGAGGAGUACAACUGGUGGGAGGCAGAAAGACCAAGUGAAUAGUAACGGGCAACAAGAAUUUGUACGCGAAGGGAAGGAGAGCAAGUAUGACAUUCUUCCUCUUCUGCGGGGCGAGGACAUGUAA